AACCUACAGAUAAGUAGUAAGUUAAUGUCACUUACAUUCUAGCCAAUAGACUAGCGUUUCUCAGGCCUCUGACGGGAACCAUCAAUAUAAAUGUUAUACGACAAUUCCAGGCCCUUGAUCACCCAUCCCAUCAGGCCUGUUACUACUAAGCACAAUGGCAGUGAUACCAGUACUAAAUUAAAGGAGCAAAGCUUCUUAUAAGGCUACUAAUAAGUUGGAUCAAGCCUUAGAUCGAUACGGACGAAUACUAAGUGAAAGACUACCUAUAAUAGAUCACUUAGGCUUCCUUUAAGCUGUAUGAAGGACAGAGACACUUUCUGUAGGCUCCAUACUCUUUACACAGAUAAUAACUUAUAACAAGACAUGAGAGCUUACCAUUCGAGCGAUGGGUCUCUUUAUUUCUUCGAAGAUCCUGCCAAGCAAUCCAGCUCUACAUAGCUAUACUAGCUAGCUAGAGAGUCCUAGAACGCCUAGCCUUCAUCUAACUCACUUGUCUUCUCCAGAACAUCUUUACGAAGCUUUACGAAGCUUUAUGAGUAUACGGAAGUGCAAUAAUUGAACUUCAAUUAUUCAUGACGUUUGAGCGUCAUUUACUCAAGAGGGCGUUGCAAUACCUUCGUAGUGUUCCCUCGAACAUAUCUCCGGAUAGAAAAUAGCUAGGAGGUCGAUCAUUUUGAAGCUUAGAGAACGCUUUAUCCGAUUCAACAAUAAAAAUAAACUUGGGUAUACCCGUGUUAAGGGGUGUUUUCCUAGGCCCUGUCACAUUUAUUGUAGUUUUUCCAUGAACAAACUGAUACACUUUUUUCGUAAAUAUGGAGCUGCUGCCUUCGUAUCUAAUAAAUUGCACUGGAUCGUCCUCCUUGCUCACCCAUCUCACCCAUCUUUGCCAUUCCGAGUCGGGGUUUCUUGCCUUUCAUAGUUGUGAUGAAAUCGAUGGUGUCACUGUCUUCACAUUUGCUUGUCGUCAUGGCAGCGUUAACAGCAAAUACCAGCUGGUCGAGAGAAUGGCACUUUCCAUGAAUGAUGGCCAUUUAUGCAGGCCCCCAGUGGACCAGGAGAGGGCUCACUGUGUGACUCUGGCAAGUAGUAUAGUAUAGCUAGAAUAUCAGUAGUGAGUAUAGUAUAGCUAAAAUAGAAUUAGCAGUAAUGAACAGUCUUUAUGUGAGCUUGUAAAUUUCAUAGAUCGUUCACCGAUAUAGUACUUCAAAUUGAUAUAUCUUAGCACUGUUACAUUCAUAUGAUGAGCUUAGUCAAGCCUUUAUACUAUAUGAUAGGCUGAUCCAUAAAAAAAAAUUUUGGGAUUUUAUCUCACCGCUGGCCGAGCAUUUAAAAUGAUAAAAACGGGUGAGCGUAAUAACCGUGGCAUUCCUUGUUGUAUGGGCAUUCUAUGGUUGCUAGGCAUUUUAUUGCCCGAUAGACAGAUAUUUCACUUCACUGUUAUUAAGAAUCCGACGGUUAAAGGGUUAAUUAGUUGCGGUUAAAUUUCACUUCCUGUCAGCAUCGGAGGCUAUAAGAAAGUUGAAGACGCCGUCUUGAGAAUUCAUCAAUGACGCAGAUCUUAGUGUAGUUUUAACUCUCUUGAGCCCACUAAAAGACCUCUCAGUAACUGUGACUAGAGCUUUGAUGUUGGGGUAGCAUUGGAGUAGAGGGUAGUGCAUGUUUUUAUUUCCAUUUAUAAUGUACCAAGUGUGGAUCUCAGCACUGAGGGAUGACACGUCAGGUCUCCCACUUUUAUCGAUGCCCUCUCCACAGUUGAAAGGUCCUCUGUUACCAACACUGAUGGCACUAAGUAUUGAUUGACCUUGUAAAGCUGUUUUUUGGUGUGAUGUAAAGCGCCUGUCGAGCUCAGCAAGAAGAUGGUCCACAAUAGGAAUUGUGAUUGUUCUUUUGUAGUACUCAUACUCAGAAGGACUUUGACGACUACAAAUCCUCGGCCGCUACACAUAGCUGAAAUUGUUUCAAACCACUUACUAUGGUAGGAGUCAACGUUCUCCUUGAGCGAUGAUGUCAAGGUCUUGAUCUCAGACACAGCCUGAACAAUGUCCUCCUGAAGGCUAACAGUGAGGCCCCUGAGGUACUUGUGGGUGAACUCUGUAUUGGUGAUAGAGAGUAGUUGCAUCUGUGAUUGAGUCUGGAGAGUCUGGAGACCACAUGCGAGAACCCUCGGCUGGAAUGCUCUCAAAGCAAGCGACAAUCAAGCGACAAUGGAGGAGUACAGUUUAUUGAUCCUGUCAAGAGUCUCUCAAUCCAUCUAGUCCUACAGAGAUUAGGCGCCUUAUUAAAAUGAUCUCCUACAAGACUCGACCACGCACGCACACACAUGCAAGUUGCCAGAAAGGAUCACACACACAGAUCCCUCCUACAAGACUCGACAAGCAAAUCGCCAGAAAGGAUCACACACACACACACACAGAUUCCUCUUACAAGACUCGACAAGCAAAUCGCCAGAAAGAAUCACACAUGUACACACACACAGAUCCCUCUUACAAGAGAAAAGAUCACACACACACACACAGAUCCCUCUUACAAGACUCGACAAGCAAAUCGCCAGAAAGGAUCACACACACACACACACAGAUCCCUCUUACAAGACUCGACAAGCAAAUCGCCAGAAUGGAUCACACACACACACACAGAUCCCUCUUACAAGGCAAAUCGCCAGAAAGAAUCACACACACACACACACACACACACACACACAGAUCCCUCUUACAAGACUCGCCAAGCAAAUCGCCAGAAAGGAUCACACACACAGAUCCCUCUUAAAGACUUGACAAGCAAAUCGCCAGAAAGAAUCACACACACACACACAGAUCCCAGACUCGACAAGCAAAUUGCCAGAAAGGAUCACACACACACGCAAAUCGCCAGAAAGGAUCACACACUACACACACAGAUCCCUCUUACAAGACUCGACAAGCAAAUCGCCAGAAAGAAUCACACACACACACACACACAGAUCCCUCUUACACACAGAUCCCUCUUACAAGACUCACCAAGCAAAUUGCCAGAAAGGAUCACACACACACACAGAUCCCUCUUACAAGACUCGACUCGACAAGCAAAUCGCCAGAAAGAAUCACACACACACACACAGAUCCCAGACUCGACAAGCAAAUCGCCAGAAAGGAUCACACACACACACGCACGCACGCACGCACAUACGCACAUACACACAACACACACACACACAGUUACAAGACUCGACAAGCAAAUCGCCGGAAAGAAUCCUGGCAUUAUACACGCUAAAUAAGCUUAUAGCUAGAGAUAAACUAGCUAAACAAUCAAAUUACCCUUGCAGAGAAGUUUUCAGGAACAUGUUUAAUAGCAGCAACUGUCACGACGUACACGGAGUAGGAGUCUUAGGUGGUGUUACUGGCCAUGAACAGGUGUAAGAUGACUAAAUAUAUUAUCCAUGAUCAUACAUAACAAUCAGGCGUAUUAAGAGUGCAUGACAACAUAAUUUUAUAACAUAAAAUAAUAGCUAUUUUGUAAACUGCACUAGGGGUAGAUAUCUAUAUCUAGCAAUGCAAUACUCCAGAUCUUGGAUAAACAUGUCAGCAAAGAAUGCUAGCUUACCAGAAGUAGGGCUUCUUCUUUUGAGUAGCCCAUACUUGCAUAGCAGUCGACUGGUUCCAUUCUCUAGCUCUAGCUUAGUAAAUAAUCAUGGCGCGCGUGUCACCACAUGGCCUUUGAUAAACCACACCUAAAGUUUAUUUGAAAGUCUCAGUAAUUGGCUUGACCUGGACCACACCUAUCGGGAGGAAGUGUCCUGGAAACUUACGUAAAUGACGUGAGGCUGGGUACAACUUACGUGCACUUCAAGUGGCUGCGUUUACUGGUGGUACACGCACUGUGUAAAUUCGCACUUGUAGACUAUUGUAAACUGAUCUGUAAAUGAUUAGUUUACAGAAUUGUACCUAGGAAAUAAAGUCCGGCCAGAAUUCGGUCCGGGGGACUAAUUACGCGCGCAGAAACGGUCCGUGCCGGACAUCGCAUUUCCUCCGCGUAUAUUGUCGUAUAUUGUCUGGGGGGAUACUCCGUAGUAGCAUAAUGCAAGUGAAGGGGCCAGAGGAGAAUUCAUGAUGUACUCAUGGUGGCAGAGAGAGGUAGUGGAUCAGAGAUGAGGGUACAAAGAAGAGGAUCAUAACUGCUUGUCAUUCAGACAAGCCUAGCUGGGCAUUUAAAACCAGGGAGAAGAUAAGCUCAUUAAUUAACACUCAGUUGUAUGAAAAAGGUCAUAAUGAAAUGCAUGCAUGUUAUACAGGUAUACUGGAAUGAAAUGAUCAAUGAUGUCAAGACAACUAUGUCAAGACUUGUGAUAGCUGCCAACGAGCCAAUCUCACUCUUUGCCUGUCAGCAGUGUCUGGCACAGGAUUGUUAAUGAUUUGAUUUAGCCCACUAGAUCUAAAAGAGACACCCCGUGGGAAUAAGUACAUAAGUACAUCAUUACAUUACCAAUGGGCAGAAACUCUUCCACUCAAGACCAAAGAAGCAGGGAGUGUAGAUGAUAGAAUGUGCAAAAUGCGAAGAGUGGUACCACAAGACCUGUAUCACAGUUUCUAGAGUGAUGUGUUGUGUUGUCUUCCCCCUGACUAGACUGAUGAUAACAAGAUUCAUGUAUUCAUGAUUAAUUUUGUAGCUAGAUUUUAUUUUGAAUAUUCAGACUGAGAACUUCUAUUGCUGUUUUAAUAUCUUACUGUGACUCUGUCUUUUCACUUCCUUGCUGUAAAAUGAAGUUAGCCAAUGGGUGGUUUGUACUUCCUAUUGAUAGACGGACAGUUUCUGCUAAAAAGUAAUCAGUUCAGACCGUUUAGUGUCCGGCCGGACACAUUUUUGGCCCAGACUGUAUCUGCUGUGA
Molecule: messenger RNA, 4861 nt
Organism: Halichondria panicea
Lineage: Eukaryota; Metazoa; Porifera; Demospongiae; Suberitida; Halichondriidae
Product: LIM domain-containing protein A-like
Exons: 2
Coding region: 2321-3253 (310 amino acids)
Source: RefSeq, a predicted model, not a curated record